AUGGGCGCAAAUCCUGAAAACGACGAGGCCGAUGAAGAAGGCAGUGAAGAAGAGGAGGAGGACGACCAGACGAAGGCCGAUAUUAUAGCGCGCCGACUCCUGGAAGCCAUUUCACUGCGAGCUGAAAAGGUUGGCGAUUUAUACCGGGAAUGGCACGAGUACCGGUUCAACAAACUUUAUAAACACAUUUUACCGGGCUUCACCGACGAAGAAUGCUUCAAAAGGAUGAAGGAAGUAGAAGACAUAGUUAUGAGCCUCACAAAUGCGGAAACCAUUCACGAAGCCUUGGGCCGAACGGCCGUCAUAAGACCGCGAGCCCAGCUACAGAAGCUAACCGUACGGAUCCGGAAGAUUAAGGAACGGUACGAAGAGGAAACACCGGAGGAUACCUUAACGCCCUUGGUGUUAAAAAGACUUGAGAAAGCGAGAGGAGAACUCGAUGAAGAAAUAGAGCGGCUGGAAGUGAUGUGCAGACAACACAAAUUACCGCACUCUCCAGUUCCUCAGAUAGAUAAGGGUCAAACUCAUAGUGCAACACCGAUUCGGGCGGAUCCGGUGAUAACCGAAACAGACGAAAGGACGGAGACUCCUCUCGCAGGGCAAUUUCAACAUGAACAACCGGAAGUCUCCGAACCGGGCAUUACAGAAGAUAGGGUUAAGUUCCUCCUUCAAGAAUUUGCAGAGUCCACGGUUCACCCACUAGAGGAGAGGAUGAAGAGAACCGUGAGCAUGGCACUACGGUUCGCCAACAAUACGAGGAAUAAACUCGUAAUGGUGGAUGACCGGUUCUCACAAAUUGACGCUGACUACCGGGAAGAUGCGGUCUUGCGCGACAACCAUCUUCACCGAACCGAGGCCUUGGAAGUAAAGACCUUAGAGCUAAAGGAUGACUUCGAUCGGCUUGAAAGAGAAACCGAUCAACGAUUAACAGAGGUCGCUGGGGAUCUGGUCGGCACAACACUUGAUAGGGUCUCGGAACUGGAAAAGAAGAAUGCGGGUCUUGAAGACCGCAACGACAAACUCGAGGCCGACCUCAGGGCGCUUACCGCACAAGUGGAUGAAUUACUCAAGGCUAAAAUGAAUGCGGAUAUUGCGGUUGUGGAAGCAAACGAAAGAGCGGCCAAGGAUGUCCAGGAUGCGCUGAACGAAGAGGCAAGGUUAGCAAAGGAGACACCACAACUAACUGAGAAAGAAAGAGCCGAGCGCGAACGAAGGACAUGGGCUAAAUAUCCGGGACUUGAAGAAUCAGUAGCCGCUCAAGCUGCAAAGGAUGCUGAGCGGUUAGAUAAUGAAAGACAAAGGCUUGAGGGAUUUACAUCCGCUCACAAGAAGCAAAAGGAGGCCCCUUCAUCUUCGGUUCCGGCAAAACGGAAACGGAAAUCAUCGAAGAAGGCUCAAGUGGCCGAGCUGCUGAAUGAGGUCACUGACACGGUUAUUGAAAGUCAACCGGAUCAGGCGACUCACACAGAAGAAGAAGAUGAAGAGCACCUAGAGCCGCGGCCUACAAGACAGCGAGUCUCAAGACCGGAUAAGAAAAAGCGGAACAAGGAUUUGAUGGCUAGAUUCAACCUCUCCGACUCAGAAUAG
This is a messenger RNA of Impatiens glandulifera, 1587 nucleotides long. RefSeq names its product myosin-15-like. Bases 1 to 1587 code for a protein of 528 amino acids. The transcript has a single exon. NCBI's taxonomy places the organism in Eukaryota, Viridiplantae, Streptophyta, Magnoliopsida, Ericales, Balsaminaceae. The record is from RefSeq and is a predicted model, not a curated record.